AUGGCUCAUCAGACGAAGCCCUCAGACAAGUGGAGUGAAAUGGAGAGCUCCAAGGAAUCAUUGGAGGUACCCGACAAAAGCUCAUCGGGACGAUCAUCGCCAGCUCAGACUGCGACGGAACCGGCACGCCGUACACCGUCGCCGCAUUCGCACGCCACACGCGCGAAUGCACCCUCCACGCUUCCUGUCGAGCUCCAGCUCAAAGUCUGUACUCAACAAGGACGGCUUCGCUCCAUGAAGCGCCUGCUCACAAAACUGCAGGAAAAUGCUGGCCAGCUCACUAAGGAGGAGCUGGACGACCUCAAACAGCAAGCCGACGAGGCCCUAAAAGCCUUCAGUAAGGAGCAUGCUCACUUCGAGGUGCUUUGGCCCUCCUCGAUGACGGAUCAUCCCUACUUCUCCGAAGAGCUCCAUGAGAAGAUACAGGACUCUCACUCAGAUGCGAAGUCGCUAAUUGCCAAGGAGAGGGCCAGGCUCACGGCUCAACGACCGGAUCAACAGCUAGAUCAGCCCAGCAAAACGCCAGCUCAAUCCAAGUUGCCGGAUAUCGCACUGCUUAAGUUCAAUGACAGUUACACCGACUGGCCCUCAUUUAUUGAUUUGUUCACCUCAGUCGUGAUCAACCGAGAGGACUUGGACAACGUUCAGAAGUUCUACUACUUUAAGGGAUGCCUGCGAGGAGAGCCGCUCAAAAUCAUCUCAAACCUGUCGCUCACCGGAUCAUCGCUCAACUCAGCCAUCGCCCAGCUCAAGAGCCGGUAUGAGAAUAAGCGUCGGCUCAUACAAGCUCAUCUCGAUCAACUGGCGUCGCUACCUGCUGGGCCGCCGGUAAUGGCAGCCGAGCAAGCGAAGAGCCUGAGCCAGCUCAUUUCGACAGCUCUGGAGACGAGGAACGCCGUGCUCAACUUGGUUGAUCCGGCAACACUGGGCGACUGCAUGCUGGUGCAUCAGGUCAGCCGCAAGCUGGACCGAACGACCAAGGAGAGGUGGGAGUCGUCGCUUGGGACGACAACCGAAUUUCCAAAGUUCGACUCGCUCGUGGAAUUCGUAACGGCAAGGGUGAGGACCCUUGAGUCGCUCAGCGAAGACCAAUCAAGAUCGGCUCAACAAAAGCAGGCACCCGCAAGGCAAGCAGCUCAACCCGCUCAGACGAGACGACCAGCUCACACCGCAGUAGCGGCAGCUCCAGCUCGGCAGACAGCUCCUCGAACGGCACCCGAGAGGCCUGAUUUGGAGCGACCAUCGCCUUUCGAGUGCUGCGAUUGUUGCGGAGGGCAACACUAUAUCGUUACAUGCGCACUCUUUCGGAGCAUGACGCCCAAGGUGCGAGCUCAGUGCGUGGAGAACAAGCGCCUGUGCUAUAACUGCUUGGGCAGGCACAGCGUCCGCUCGUGCAAAUCCACUCAGAAGUGUAAGCACUGUGGCGGGCAACACCACACCAUGAUCCACGAAGGCGAGCCGAAAACAGCUCAAGCUCAAGCCGGCUCAUCCAGAUCAGCCUCCUCAUCCGCUCACACCACCGAAUGGGAACUCGGUGCAGAAGUCAAACUGUCAGAUCACAAAACUCUCCUCGCAACCGCUCAAGCUCUGCUCACCACCUCAACGACAGUUCACCAAAUCCGCAUCUUAAUCGAUCCAGGUUCCGAAAUUUCGUUCAUCUCCGAAGAACUCACCCGUCUGCUCAACCUUCGGAGACACCGAUCAUCCAUCACAAUCAUUGGUGUUGGUGGAACAAAAUCAACUGAAACAAAGGGUGUGGUCACUGUCACACUCCAAUCGAUGCAUUCACAACAGACUGUCUGCAUCCAGGCUCACGUGCUCACAGCCGUAUCGACAAUCCUGCCAUCGUUCUCAAUGAGAACUCCGGAUUGGCCUCACAUUAGGAAAUUGAGGUUGGCGGACAAUAAAUUUUUGACACCAAGACCAGUCGAUUUAAUCAUUGGAGCGGAUUUCUACGGAAGGAUCAUCAAGCCAAAUAUCAUCAAGGGUUCACCAACAACACCAAUUGCUCAACUUUCCAUUUUUGGAUGGCUCGUCAUUGGCCCAGUCAACGAAUCACAUUCAAAUACUCAUUAUUCACAUUUUGCAGUUGCUCAAGACGACCAGAGCAAUCUGCAAGAGCUGCUCACCAAAUUCUGGGUUCAAGAGGAGUCACCAAUGGAUAUUCCAAGCACGCUCACUCCGGAGGAAGAAGAAUGCGAAUUACAUUUCUGUGCGACUCACUCUCGUGAUCACACAGGAAGGUACAUCGUUCGCAUUCCACUCAAGGCACCAGCAUCGCUCUUAGGCAAUUCACACAAGAUUGCUCAAAGAUAUCUACAAAGCACUUUGCGACGACUCUCCAAGGAUUCAACAUACAACCAGCUCUACGUCGAGUUCAUGAAAGAGUACGAAGAAUUAGGACACAUGGUAAAGGCUCCAGAUCAUCAACGAAUUUCAUCAAGAGAGGCUGAGAACGUUGGGCCUGAUGAGGAGAUGACCUUGGCACAUGAUGCUUCGGCAUCAGGAGGGUUGAGGGUCCCUUCUGAUGGUUCAACACCUCAGACCUCUGCUCAUCUUCAACCAUAUUAUUUGCCUCACCAUGGAGUUCUACGUCUCGACAGUUCAACAACGAAGCUCAGGGUUGUAUUCAACGGAUCAAAAGCUACGACAUCAGGCAAAUCAGUCAACGAUUUAAUGCAUACUGGUGCUAAUCUGCUCUUGAAUGUUACAGAUGUUCUAAUUUGGCUUCGCCAUUAUCACCACAUUUUUGCCACAGACAUCACAAAAAUGUUUCGCCAGGUAGCAGUUCACAAGGAUGAUUGGGAUCUCCAGCGAAUCCUUUGGAUCGAUGAAGACCGCAAUGUCAUCCCUUACCAGCUCACAACUGUCACGUAUGGCACAAAGGCGGCUACCUUCCUGGCGACACGAGCACUCAUGCAACUUGUUCACGAUGAGGGUCAUCGAUUCCCUCUGGCAACGCCCUCGCUCACACAUGGCAGAUAUGUGGAUGAUAUCUUUGGAGGAGCAGACUCAAUCUCGGAACUUGUGGAGGUCGCUCAACAGCUGAUUGCAUUGUGCAACGCGGGCGGAUUUCCACUCGCAAAAUGGCAUGCGACUCACCCAGAUCUUCUACGGGCUGUUUCGUCAUCCACACCAAAUUACUCGGUAUUCAAUGGAUGCUUCAAACUGACGCAUUCGGCUUCUCAUCAACUUUGA
Molecule: messenger RNA, 3198 nt
Organism: Osmia bicornis bicornis
Lineage: Eukaryota; Metazoa; Arthropoda; Insecta; Hymenoptera; Megachilidae
Exons: 1
Coding region: 1-3198 (1065 amino acids)
Biological process (GO): proteolysis
Molecular function (GO): aspartic-type endopeptidase activity
Source: RefSeq, a predicted model, not a curated record